AUGAACAUUUAUUUCAAAGCGAGGAGAUUUUGUGCAAAACUUUCGAGUGUAAAAAGCUUGUGUAAGCCCAGUGUUAAUAGUCAAACUACACAAGUUGCCAGAAUGGGGUUGUUAUCCGAAGGUAGCCCUCUGUCGUGGGAAGAAACUAAAGCCUUGGCAGAACAUGUCCGGCAACACGGCAUUGAGCAGUUUAUAAACUUGUACAGUAAAUUGCGAGACAGAACUGGAGAUGUUCUCAAGUGGGGUGACGAGGUGGAGUACAUAAUAGUUAAAUUUGAUGAUGAAAACCAACGCGCCACAGUAAGCCUAAGAGCAGAAGAGCUCCUCCCAAAAUUACAAGAAAAAGAAAUGGAAAAUCCGCAAAGUGUUAAAUCCCUGUGGCGGCCUGAAUAUGGCGCGUAUAUGGUCGAAGGUACGCCCGGGAAACCAUAUGGUGGGUUGCUUGCACAUUUCAACAUUGUAGAGGCAAACAUGCAGUAUCGCAGGGCCGAAGCAAGCACAUUAUUGAAAGAUGGAGAAGUCAUAAUGAGCAUUACUAAUUUCCCAAGAUUAGGGUGUCCAAAUUUUACAAGUCCCCCAUACCCACCAACACCAGAUAGUGGAGUCACAAGAUCACUUUUCUUCCCGGACCAUGGCAUAUUUCCUGGUCAUCCUCGUUUUAAAACCCUUACUUCAAACAUUCGCGAGAGAAGGGGAGAGAAGGUGGCCAUAAAUAUACCAGUGUUCAAAGAUGAAAACACGAAAAUUCCUGUGGACAAUUCGCACAUUGCGGAGCCAAAUGCGGCGAAGCCCGACUGCGUGUAUAUGGACGCCAUGGGCUUCGGCAUGGGCUGCUGCUGCCUGCAGCUCACCUUCCAAGCUUGCUGCAUCGUGGAGGCGCGCACGCUCUACGACCAACUGGCGCCCUUGUGCCCCAUCAUGCUGGCACUGUCAGCCGCGUCCCCAGUAUACCGCGGCUUCCUGACCGACGUAGACUGUCGCUGGAACGUCAUCUCCGCAUCAGUAGACUGCCGCACGCGCGAGGAGCGCGGCCUGGAACCGCUGAAGGAAAACAAGUUCCGCAUACAGAAGUCACGAUACGACUCCAUCGAUUCGUACCUGUCGCCGGAACAUGAGAAAUACAACGACAUUCCGAUCGUGCACGACGCCGCCAUCUACCGGCGGCUGCGCGAGGGCGGCAUCGACCACCCGCUGGCGCUGCAUGUCGCUCAUCUCUUCAUCCGCGACUCUGUCUCGCUCUUCUCCGAGAAGGUCAACCAGGACGACACGAAUGAUACUGACCAUUUCGAGAACAUCCAAUCAACGAACUGGCAGACGAUGCGCUUCAAGCCGCCGCCGCCGAACUCGCCGAUCGGCUGGCGCGUGGAGUUCCGCCCGUGCGAGGCGCAGCUGACGGACUUCGAGAACGCCGCCUACGUCUGCUUCGUCGUGCUGCUGACGCGCGUCAUACUCUCCUACAACCUGAACUUUGUUAUGCCGAUUAGCAAGGUGGAUGAGAAUAUGCAGCGCGCACAGCGACGCGACGCGUGCCUGCAGCAGCGCUUCUGGUGGCGCCGCGACGUGGGCGCGCCGCGCGACGUGGCGCCGCACGCCGGCGCGCCCGGCGACUACGCCGAGAUGACCGUCGACGAGAUCGUCAACGGGAAGGAUGGCGUGUUCCCCGGCCUGAUCCCGCUGAUCGAAUCCUACCUAUCUGGAAUGGACGUGGACGCAGACACGCACUGCUCAGUGCAGCAGUACCUCAAGCUGAUCCAGAAGCGCGCGUCGGGCGAGAUCUCCACCAUGGCCACCUGGAUGCGCCGCUUCAUAACCACGCACCCGCAGUACAAGAAAGACUCGGUCGUCACCGAGAAAAUAAACUACGACCUACUGAAGACCGCGCACGGCAUCCAGACCGGCAGCAUUCCGGCGCCCACGCUGCUCGGAAGCAGCACCGCCUCAAAGACCAACGAGGACAUCCCCAAGGCCUUCACCAAGAUGAUGAGCAAGGACUGCCCCUAGCCCCAAAGCAUAGUGCCUUCUGUUUCAACUGUACUCACUUACAAUCGUUAACUUAUGGCCCGGCUACGAAUUGAUACUGACGACUGUAACUGCCACAGUGGCAGUGAACAAAACCAACUUAUUUUAAAUAUGUUCCGUUGUUAGGCGCUUUUCUCGUUGUCAAAUCCAACAAGGGACAUGAUAAUAGAAUAUGGGCAUAUUAUGUACACAGGAUAGUGUCUCUGUUUGCUCCACCUAGGCUGCACGUUUGCUAGGAUGCAAGCGACAAAAUGCAACGCAAAAAGUCAAGCAGCAUGCAAAUAAGGUCCACAUAUCGUUGGUAUAGGUACAGUGCAUACUUCUUCAAUUGAGCAUAGUUCACAUGUCACCUCGAAUCGAUGGAAUAUGCACCCUAUUGCUACCGUAUUCGUGCCAUAUUUUUGUUGUUGCCACUUUUGUUGUAUGUAUUUUGCAUUUCGCCAUUGAAUCCUUGCUUGUGCGCAGUCUUAUUGGUUAUGUAACGUUCGGAGCAGUUCUUUUCUCAAAAGCACAAUUUUUAGAAAUUCGUAGUCCGGUCGUUGGAAUCGCCUUAAUUAUACAUCUGUAUCUUGUACUUAUAUUAUAUAGAUUAUAAUAUAUAUCUAUAUCCUUUGUAUAGCCCGCGUUAGUUAUUGUUAAUAUAAAUCUGUUUAACGGAUAAUCACCGGCGUGUUACGCCGCAUUGAUAUGAAAUUUUAGUCUAGAUUUAUUGUGAUUAUUUUAAUUUUAUCUUGGAUAAUUCAAGAAAUAGUGGCACAUAGGGCAAUUAGUUAACAGGGUAACAUUUAAUACUGUGCGUGACUUAUUUCUCUCAGUAUUUUUAAUAGAUUUACCAUCAGCAGUGAAGACUGAAUUCUAAAUCAAUGAAGACAACUAAAAAACGUCGUGAGGUAUAAUAUCUGUAGUGGUUCCUAAAGCCGAUUAUUUUCUCGCAAUGCACAUGUCACAAUUAUGCUGAAAUCCCCUAAAUAACACAGCUCGUAAUACGCACGCAUAAAAACACAGUUUGCAUCAGAGUGGGAAUCACAACUCAUGUUAUUAAACAUUUGACUGCCGGAAAAAUUGUAUUCGUUUCUAUUUUUCUGAUGUUUAAAAAAUCUUGAACGCUUUUGCUUGAUAGGUACAUACGAUUCGAGAUAAGUGGUAAUCGAAGCUAAACUGGGUUUUAGACAAUCACGUGAAUGUAAAACAAAAGCCAGUAUUUCUUGGAUUAUAAGGGGGUAGAUAUAGUUUUAGUAACGGAAUACCUUAAACAUUCGUUCCUUUUAUUAUGCUAAAUAUUAUAUCGCAGACAGCUUAACCAUCCACUAAUAAAUAGAAAACAUAUAAAAGUGUUAGUAGGUAUUAUGUACACAAGAAUCAUCAAUAAUUUAGUACAAAUUAACUUGUCGUUAUUGACAGACUGUUAACAUGAAAUACAGGGAUAUCAACAAUCAAUUUAACAGCAGAACUGAGGACUUUUGAGGACAUCGCAUGAAAUAUUUGCCCUGUAUACAAUAUAAGCAUUUAGGACAGUAUUAUAUUUGUUUAAUGUUUCAUAAUAUACAUAGUUCCUGACACUAAGAGAGCAAUGAUGAGCCUGGUUGUGACUAGUAAGUGAGAAAAAAGAGUAUGCAAUGCUAAAUAUUAUAUGGCUAAGUACUCGGGGUGGUUAAUGUGGCUAUGAAUUUACUAUACUCUCCAGUUUUAUGCAUUACCAAAUGGAAGAUUCUUAUUAUCAAUUCAUGUUACCAUUCUAACUGACAUAAUUUGUGAUUUUUAUUAUUUUUACUGUGUUCUUGAGUUUGGACCAAAUGUGGUUUGUUUGUGAUUAAUGAAUUCUGAAUGUGUUGAGAUAUCGAGUGGUUUAUUAUGUUGACUCAAAGAAUUAAAAAAAGACAAGAAUUUAUGUGCGAGAAUAAUAUUAACUGUUUGAGAUAUUAUAUGACAUGCAAAUUACGUUAUUGUGAUUCAUUUUUGACUGAUUGUUACAAAUGUGUCGUAAAAUCGUUAAUGAUGGAAUAUGGUUGUAGUUAAAUAACUCCUAAAAUAGUAUAUUAUAUCGUAUUCAUUUUAUUCGAUUUUAAUGUAAGCACAAAUUAUUUCAUGUUUAGGUACAUUUAAAACCAAUCAUGUUUUAAAAUGAUGAAACCAGUGCAAUCCAUUCAAACCUUGCAUUAUUUUUACAAUAUGUUGUUAUGUUUUGUUUAAUUUUAGGCAUUAUUUUAUGUAUCAAAAAUAAUACACAUGUAAUGAAAUUA
This is a messenger RNA of Ostrinia nubilalis (European corn borer), 4259 nucleotides long. It is a transcript of the gene Gclc, whose product is annotated as glutamate--cysteine ligase. Gene Ontology annotation, cellular component: glutamate-cysteine ligase complex. Lineage: Eukaryota; Metazoa; Arthropoda; Insecta; Lepidoptera; Crambidae. Gene Ontology annotation, molecular function: glutamate-cysteine ligase activity. Gene Ontology annotation, biological process: glutathione biosynthetic process. The transcript has 11 exons. The record is from RefSeq and is a predicted model, not a curated record. Bases 1 to 2001 code for a protein of 666 amino acids.